Molecule: messenger RNA, 5187 nt
Organism: Vigna angularis (adzuki bean)
Lineage: Eukaryota; Viridiplantae; Streptophyta; Magnoliopsida; Fabales; Fabaceae
Product: mediator of RNA polymerase II transcription subunit 23
Exons: 21
Coding region: 114-4982 (1622 amino acids)
Biological process (GO): positive regulation of gene expression; regulation of transcription by RNA polymerase II
Cellular component (GO): transcription regulator complex; mediator complex
Source: RefSeq, a predicted model, not a curated record
GGCGCAAUUCCGAGUACAAGUUCAACUUUAGAACAUCUUAGUUACUUUACAUUCAACCAUAAAUAUAUAUAAAGAACCUCGAUUGCACACUCCAAUUGAAUGAAAGUCGAAGAAUGGAUCAAUCACAGAAUCAGCGACCAGCUACAUCGACAACACCUUCGCGUUCUCUCCAGUUCCACCCUGCUCGUGGCACCAUUCUCGAUCUCUUCAACCUCUACUUAGGACUCGGCGUAUUUUCUCUUCCUCUCUUUUUCCGAAAUAGCCGCCACAAACCCGAAGAAUCACUUCGCGAACCACCGAACAAGACUCAGAAACGUGUACACGCACUUAAUCGGGAGCUUCCUCCACCAAAUGAGCAAUUCAUUCUAGAUUUUGAGCAACUCCAGAGCCAGUUUCCUGACCAAGAUCAAUUACGCUCUGUUACAGAAGCAAUUCUUAUAUCGCUUGUAGUGCAGUGUAGUGGCCAUGGACCAAGGGCAGACUUUCUUCUUUUUGUUUUACGUGGCUUAUGCGGUAUUGGAUGCAUUAACUGGGACUCCCUUCUGCAGUCCCUUCUUUCCUCGGUUUCUUCUGCAGAAUUACCUGUUGGUCAACUGAGUCAAGCAGUGCCAACUGUUUCCUCAUCGAGCUUAUCACAGACGGGAAUGUUGCCACCUCCAAGCACGAUUGCUAAUUCUUCUAAUUUUCAGUCUUCAAAUCCUGCAUCUCCUUUGACAUCUGUUCAUGCUAUUGGCUCCCCUGCUCAGUCAACGAUAGAACCAUUAUCAUGUGCAGCUAUGUCUCCUGUCAAAUCAUCUGAUAUUUCCUCUGCUGGACAACAAUCUAAACUAAGAGGUGGUUCAUCUGUUAGAAAUAAUGAUAUCAGUAAUAGUAGCCUUCGUCAGCUAUGUUGCAAGAUCAUUUUAAUUGGUCUUGAGUUCAGUUUAAAACCAGUGACUUAUGCGGAAAUUUUCAACCAUAUGCUAAAUUGGUUGUUGAAUUGGGACCAGAGGCAACAGGGAAUCAAUGAAUCUGAUGUUAUAAAAUCGUGGAGACCUGACAAAUCUGUGAUUGCAUGGCUACACAGUUGUCUGGAUGUGAUUUGGCUUUUAGUUGAUGAGGGAAAAUGUCGGGUACCCUUCUAUGAAUUGUUACGUAGUGAUUUGCAAUUCAUAGAAAAUAUUCCUGAUGACGAAGCACUAUUCACUCUUAUCUUGGAGAUCCAUAGGAGACGAGAUAUGAUGGCUAUGCACAUGCAAAUGUUAGAUCAGCAUCUUCAUUGCCCUACCUUUGGGACUCAUCGGAUCCUGACUCAGACGACACCUACUGUUUCAGGUGAAGCUGUAACCCACAUGCGACUAUCACCAAUUACAUAUUCAAGUGUACUUGGAGAACCAUUGCAUGGAGAGGAUAUCGCAUCCUCUAUUCAGAAGGGAAGUUUGGACUGGGAGAGAGCUGUACGUUGUAUAAGGCAUGCUUUACGUACUACACCAUCACCUGAUUGGUGGAGACGCGUGCUGGUGUUGGCACCUUGCUAUAGACUUUCAUCUCAAAUGCCAACUGCUGGUGCUGUUUUUUCUUCGGAGAUGAUCUGUGAAGCAACUAUUGAUAGAAUAGUUGAAUUAUUGAAAAUGACAAAUUCAGAGAUAAAUUGCUGGCAGGAUUGGUUGGUCUUCUCUGAUAUAUUCUAUUUUCUUAUUAAAAGUGGGUGCAUUGAUUUUGUUGAUUUUGUGGACAAGCUGGUUUCACGACUUACAGAGGGUGAUCAUCAUAUACUUAAGACCAAUCAUGUGACCUGGUUGCUUGCACAGAUAAUUCGAAUUGAGCAAGUUAUGAAUGCUUUGAACACUGAUCCUAGAAAGGUGGAGACAACCAGAAAGAUUUUAUCAUUCCAUAGAGAAGACAAAAGUUCGGAUCCUAAUAAUUCUCAAAGUAUCUUGCUUGAUUUUGUGAGCAGCUGUCAAAAUUUACGUAUUUGGUCGCUUAACUCAUCAACCAGGGAAUAUCUGAACAAUGAACAGCUUCAAAAAGGAAAGCAAAUAGAUGAAUGGUGGAGACAAGCGAGCAAAGGGGACAGAAUGAUGGAUUAUAUGAAUAUGGAUGAACGCUCGAUAGGGAUGUUUUGGGUUGUGACCUACACAAUGGCACAACCUGCUUGUGAAACAGUAAUGAAUUGGUUAAAUUCUGCCGGAGUUGCUGACUUACUGCCAGGAACAAAUAUGCAGCCUGCUGAGAGAUUAAUGGCUACACGAGAAGUGAGCCCACUGCCCAUGUCAUUGUUAGCUGGAUUUUCAAUAAACUUGUGCGUGAAGUUGUCUUAUCAAAUGGAAGAUUCUCUAUUUUCUGGGCAGGUUAUACCCAGCAUUGCAAUGGUUGAAACUUAUACCAGAUUGCUGCUCUUAGCACCUCAUUCACUCUUCCGUUCGCAUUUCAAUCAUCUGGUUCAAAGAAAUCCUUCUUUGUUGAGCAAACCUGGGGUAACACUUUUAGUGCUUGAGAUAUUGAACUACCGACUACUUCCACUUUACAGAUACCAGGGAAAAAGCAAAGCCCUAAUGUAUGAUGUUACAAAGAUAAUUUCGGCUAUAAAAGGAAAACGAGGAGAUCAUCGAGUAUUCAGAUUAGCUGAAAACCUGUGCCUGAAUCUUAUUUUCUCGUUGCGUGACUUUUUCUUGGUUAAAAGGGAAGGAAAGGGCCCGACAGACUUCACUGAAACUUUGAAUCGAGUGACUGUCAUAACUCUUGCUAUCCUAAUUAAAACUCGUGGAAUUGCUGAUGCUGAACACCUCCUUUACCUACAAAAUAUGUUGGAACAAAUCAUGGCAACUAGCAAUCAUACGUGGUCAGAGAAAACACUACAUCACUUCCCUUCUGUUCUUCGUGAAGCAUUGAGUGGUCGAACUGAUAAAAGAAGCCUUGCUAUACAAACAUGGCAGCAGGCUGAAACCACUGUAAUAAACCAGUGCAACCAGCUUCUUUCACCAUCAACUGAUCCUAGUUAUGUUUUGACCUAUAUCAGUCAUAGUUUCCCUCAGCAUCGACAAUAUCUAUGUACUGGUGCAUUGAUAUUAAUGCAUGGCCAUGCAGAAAAUAUUAACAGUGGAAACCUGGGACGUGUCCUGCGGGAGUUCUCUCCUGAAGAGGUGACAUCUAAUAUUUACACAAUGGUGGACGUUCUGCUUCAUCAUAUGCAGAUAGAGCUUCAACAAGGACACUCCUUACAGGACCUGAUGUUAAAAGCUUGUGCAAGCCUUGCCUUUUUUGUUUGGACUAAUGAAUUACUUCCUUUGGAUAUCUUGCUUCUGGCACUUAUUGACCGUGAUGAUGAUCCACAUGCUUUGCGUAUUGUGAUUAGUCUACUUGAUAGGCAAGAGCUUCAGCAAAGAGUAAAGCUCUUUUGUAUGACUCGUGGGUUCCCCGAACAUUGGCUUUACUCAGGAAUAUUCAAGCGAGUUGAGCUACAAAAGGCUCUUGGAAAUCACCUUGCAUGGAAGGAUCGGUAUCCUGUUUUUUUUGAUGAUAUUGCAGCACGUUUACUUCCGGUCAUCCCCUUAAUUAUUUAUAGACUUAUCGAAAAUGAUGCAAUGGAUACAGCAGAAAGAGUAUUGGCCAUGUAUACCCAUUUGCUUGCUUAUUACCCUCUAAGAUUUACAUUUGUUCGGGAUAUACUUGCAUACUUCUACGGUCAUCUUCCUGGAAAGCUUAUUGUUCGAAUCCUCAAUGUACUUGAUGUCAGUAAGAUUCCCUUUUCAGAGUCAUUCCCUCAACAAAUAAGUUCGACAAAUCCAGUCAUGUGCCCUCCUCUAGAUUAUUUUACAACUCUGUUACUGGGAAUAGUGAAUAAUGUUAUUCCUCCAUUACAUAACAAUUCAAAAUCUGGAUCAAUGGGAGAUGCAUCAAACAAUACACUGCGUCCUACACAAAACAAGCCUGCUGCAGUAUCCCAGUCUGGGCCAGCAAAUGCUUCAGAGGGCCAAAAGGCAUUUUACCAAAUUCAAGAUCCGGGGACAUACACUCAGUUGGUUCUUGAGACUGCUGUUAUUGAAAUACUUUCCCUUCCGGUAUCUGCCUCUCAGAUAGUACAAUCACUUGUUCAAAUUGUUGUUAAUAUACAACCAACCUUGAUCCAGUCCAGCAAUGCUCUUCAUGGUGGUUCAAAUAGUGUAGGGCAGGGUUCAGUGUUGCCAACAUCACCUUCAGGUGGAAGCACAGAUUCCUUAGGUGCAAGCCGAUCAACUCCUUCAGUUUCUGGAAUAAAUACCUCUAACUUUGCUUCUCGAAGUGGUUAUACAUGUCAACAACUAUCUUGUUUGUUAAUUCAAGCUUGUGGCCUUCUACUGGCUCAGCUUCCCUCUGAUUUUCAUUCACAACUUUACUUGGAAACGACACGUAUUAUAAAAGAGAACUGGUGGCUUAAGGAUGGGACAAGGUCGCUUGGGGAAAUAGAUUCUGCAGUUGGCUAUGCAUUGUUAGAUCCAACAUGGGCUGCACAGGACAAUACCUCUACAGCAAUUGGGAAUGUGGUGGCCUUGCUUCAUUCUUUCUUCAGUAACCUCCCUCAAGAAUGGCUUGAAGGGACCAAUGUCAUUAUCAAGCAGCUUCGGCCUGUAACUUCAGUCGCCCUGUUGAGAAUAGCAUUCCGUAUAAUGGGGCCACUCCUUCCAAAACUUGCCAAUGCUCAUGCACUUUUCAACAAGACUCUCUCAUCAUUACUAAGUAUAUUAGUGGAUGUAUUUGGAAAAAAUUCACAGACAACGAUUGCUGUUGAUGCGUCAGACAUAGCAGAUAUCAUUGACUUCCUGCAUCAUGUCGUCCACUAUGAGGGACAGGGAGGGCCUGUGCAGGCUAGCAGCAAACCACGACCAGAUGUUUUGGCCCUCAUUGGAAGGGCAUCAGAGAGUUUACGUCCAGACAUUCAACAUCUGCUUUCACACCUAAACCCUAAUGUGAAUUCCUCUGUAUAUGCGGCAUCUCAUCCUAAGUUAGUUCAGAAUCCGACCUAGAUGCUACUGUAUUAUAUAUACUUUGAAGAUUCUGGCUCUAGCUGAUGACAAAUACACAGCAUGAUUUAGAAAUUGUAUGAAUUAAGAGUUGUAUAUAAAACGAUGUAUAUACUAUUAAUUUCAUUUCUCCCAAAACUUUAUCAGAAAAAAUAGUAGAGUUGUUAAACAGUAAUAUAAUCUAUCCCACGUUCAUAUUAGCAACUGU